Messenger RNA from Hermetia illucens (black soldier fly), 1528 nucleotides. RefSeq names its product putative inositol monophosphatase 3. The transcript is spliced from 4 exons. The coding region runs from base 339 to 1373 and encodes 344 amino acids. The record is from RefSeq and is a predicted model, not a curated record. Gene Ontology annotation, molecular function: 3'-nucleotidase activity. Gene Ontology annotation, biological process: phosphatidylinositol phosphate biosynthetic process. Gene Ontology annotation, cellular component: endomembrane system. Lineage: Eukaryota; Metazoa; Arthropoda; Insecta; Diptera; Stratiomyidae.
AACCUCGUGAUGUAACCCGCAGCCGGUCAUGUUUACGAAUCGAUACCGUCACCUGAUCGGCUUUUAACGUGAGACGGGCAACGUAAACAAACAUUUUGCAACAUGUUGCCAGAACGUCUACUCCAUGUAGCUCAGUCCAAGAACCGUCACGGAAACGUCAACAAGGUUGAAGCCUGCCAUGCAAUCGCGUAGUGCGUUUGUGGCAAUUUGAUGCCGGUAGUCGGUAGCGGGUAAAAUCUUUAGAAAACUGCGGUAAGCAGGAGUGGUUGCUGGCGGGGUCGAGUCAGAAAAGGUCACUUCUGUGGCGAACUGAAUCAUCCUCGAUCUCCUCUGGGAAAAUGAAUUUCGGGCGCUCGAUACGGGUGAACCGCGGAGCCGUUUUGGUCGUGGUGGUCUGCGGGUUCACUUUGUUGUAUUUUUACCACCUUUUCUCUGAUCGGUCGGGGAGUGCCUACGGUCAAGCCAGAAAUGCAAACGAAGUCAAUUUAAGGAAGCUCCUGAUCGGAGCUAUCCAGGCGGCGCAAAAAGGCGGUGUCGAAAUCGUGGAAGUGUCAAAGUCGAUGCUCCUGAACAAGAAGAGCAAGGGAAAGACGAAGGAGGGAGCGGAUGACCCGGUCACGGAUGCGGACGCGAGGUCUCAUUGCGUCAUGAAGAAUGGACUGCACAGGAUAUUCCCCAGAUUGGAAAUUAUUUCAGAGGAGGACAAGGGAACAGGGUGCGGAGAUACGGCGCAUUUCAACCUGGAUCCGACGGUGCUACAUGAGAAUGCGGUAAUCCCGGAUGAAGUGGUUGAAACCAGCGAUGUGACGGUUUGGAUUGAUCCCUUGGAUGCCACACAAGAGUAUACAGAAAAACUUUACCAAUACGUAACGACAAUGGUUUGUGUUGCGAUCAGAGGGAAGCCAGUGAUUGGGGUCGUGCACAAUCCGUUCACAAUGAAAACAACUUGGGCUUGGCAUGGGAAGGCUUUGUCAGAGGAUCUCAGCAAAGUGAAGAAGGAAGAAACCCUAACAAAGAACCCCAUCAUAAUCGUAUCCAGGUCGCAUUCUGGCCUAGUGCAGAACAUCUCGAAACAAGUCUUUGGAGACAAUGCUCAAGUAAUCAAAGCAGCUGGUGCAGGCUAUAAAGUGCUACAAGUUGUAUUCAACAACGCUACCGCUUACCUCCACACAACUCGAAUAAAGAAAUGGGACUUAUGUGCGGGUAAUGCAAUUCUGAAUGCAGUUGGGGGGAAAAUGACGAAUCUGAUGAACGAAGAGAUCGAUUAUUCAUCCAAUGAGGCUGUGGUUAACGAUAAGGGGCUGCUGAGUACGUUGAGUCAUCACGAAGAUUUCAUUAGUAAAAUUAUGUCGCAUAAAGUUCUGCAAGCUUAGCUUUUAUCAUUGCCAGGGUAAUUGGUUAUUAUUGAGAAAACAUUUUUGGGGUCCUAUUGUAUUUAAAAAUUUUUAUAUUUUAAGAGAUCUGAAUCUUUUCGUUAGUUUUUAAGGAAAUUGAACAUUUGAAAUAAAUAUUUAUAUUUAUCAUAAAA